AUGUACAACGGCAUGAACGGCACUGGUGUCAUCGAUGCCUUCAGCAUGACCGUGCACCUGUGUAUGUGGGGACGCUCGGUCCUGAGCAGUGAACCGUCGGUUCAUCCACCCAGCUCUGUUGCCGUGCGAGCUAUACUGGUGUUCGAAUACGAGAGGAGGAGCCGCGGUAGAAUGUUCAAGCUCGAGCUCAAUAAUAUCGACUCGAUCUUGCCCAAACACACGAUAUUUGGUGGUCCUCAUUUUGCGCCAAGCUUGGGCCCGAGCGUACUCUGGAUUCCUGCACAUCAGUUGGUGUACGCCUUGUCAUUCAACACGAGAAAGCAACUUGCUGUGUUGCAAUUCGCAACCAAACCUAGCCAUAUAUACCGCAGGAUUUGCGCUCUUACCAUCGCACGUUCUGCUCUGCUGCUCUCCAUAUCCAAGGUCGAUGAGAGCCAGACUCGUAGGAACCUCAUGCUCGUUGCACACCUACAGCCUCUGGUCUGCCGCAGCCAAUCGAGAAUGACCAACGUUCCGCCCACCUCCACCGCAGCGGCUGCUUCGGUUCGUCUGCCUCCUAUACAUCUUCGGUCUGACGACGAUACUCCGACACUUGCUCUUCCAAACAAUCCUCCCUCCUCUUUGUUCCACUACCACCUACAUACUCACCACCAACACGAUCGUUACCAACGUCAAGCCCAGCAUCCUCUACCUCGACAGUCGAUGUCGGCAUCGCCAUUGCCACCGAGCUUCAACAGCCGUGUGACAUCAUCGACCCAAACGGCGUCGUCGUCUUCUUCUACCACCGGAAUCCAUGCUCUGACGCUGGCAGCUAAGCAAGAAGACGAAAUCAGCCUGUCCUUCAGCGACGAAGACAUGCUACUGUGUGACGAAGCCGACGACGACGAAAAUUGGUCCGAUGCAGCUCCUUCUUCCGUCGAGGGUGCAGCGAGCAACGCCGAGAAGCGCGACAAACGUGGUUCGGCCGCGAGCUCCGUCGCUGGCAAAGGUGGUGCUGCAGAGGGAAAUAUGAAUGGCAAGCGCAAUUCGAACAAUCGGAGUCGAAGGUUGCUCUCGUUGGAACAGUCCAAGGUGCUGUACAAGAUUCUUGACAAGGUCUGGUUUCAAAACAGACGUCAAGUGGGGAAAAAACGAAUGAUGGAGUCCGUCCAAUCGCUGCUCUCCACCUACCCGCCAUGCUCCUCCGCACAGCUGUCGCUCGACCACAUUCAGGAUCAGCUUCGCUCCACGGGCAAGACGCGAUUUUCCGCCAACGAGGACGAACGUACUCGCGCCUGGAGACGCCAUACGAUACGGUUGGCGCUCAACCCAUCUGCUGCGGAGGAGGAGGAGAGCAAAGCUGCCAUCCGCGAGCUCGAACGUGGGUCGUCGGCGAGGGAGUACUACGAGAUGCAUCCGGGAGCGGAACGGGAUCGUGAGUGGGGUAGGGAUGCUGCUGCUGCCGCGGCGUCGCGUGGGCUUGGAUGGAUGGAGAUGGGAGAGAGAGAUUCGCGUAUUCGAGCAUCUCGUUCGGCAGCAUCGUUGCGGAUCAACGUGCCGAGGUUGAGAUCGCACUCUUCCACCUCGGACUCGCAUACACCCGCGACUGCGUCGACUCCGACCUAUACAGGUCCAGGUAGCGCUACUCAUCUGGAAAGCAUCUCCUCCGCCCGAACGUUUUUCCCUUCACCUCUCACAGCUCCUAGCACAAGAACCAUCCUCACCACUCCCACCAUCAACAGCCAAAAGGAAAGCUUCAGUAUUCCACCCCACAACACCCAUGUUUACCGUCCUUACCCACGACCAUCCCUACCACCACCACCGAUGCACCAGACUUUCGCUCUUCAGAGUGGAGUUCGACGCGAUCGCAGCGCUACGCUGUCAGGAGGUACAGUUCAAUGGAAAGACUCGGAUCUUCGACACGUCCGGAACGAUUUGACGGCGGAAUGGAGGUAUGCACAGCAACGACUGCUGCGCCAUCAGCCGGUGGAUUUGAGACGCGUUUCCCCACCGAGCGGGAGGUACUCGCCGUACCACGUGGAGGGUAGUAGGCGCGGGAGGAGUGAGUCGACACCGGUUGAUCCGGGAGAGAGGUGGCAAGAGGUUGCGAUCGAGCAUGUGGCGGUACGUGUGGGGUCCCCGCUGAACAGCCGACGCUUCGAGUCGGUACAACAGACCGAGCCCAACCGCCCCACCUCACCGAAUGACCCCACGAAACAAGACCUCCAGGACAGCGUCGGAGAACACACCCGCAGGAACAGCAGGAUGGACGUCAGAUCCCUCACCACCAGCAACAUCACCAACACCAGAGGUAGUCGAUGA
Molecule: messenger RNA, 2301 nt
Organism: Pseudozyma hubeiensis SY62
Lineage: Eukaryota; Fungi; Basidiomycota; Ustilaginomycetes; Ustilaginales; Ustilaginaceae
Product: actin
Exons: 5
Coding region: 1-2301 (766 amino acids)
Source: RefSeq, a predicted model, not a curated record